Messenger RNA from Spodoptera frugiperda (fall armyworm), 1919 nucleotides. Its product is annotated as endothelial zinc finger protein induced by tumor necrosis factor alpha-like. The record is from RefSeq and is a predicted model, not a curated record. Gene Ontology annotation, molecular function: DNA-binding transcription factor activity, RNA polymerase II-specific; zinc ion binding; RNA polymerase II transcription regulatory region sequence-specific DNA binding. Gene Ontology annotation, biological process: regulation of transcription by RNA polymerase II. The transcript is spliced from 10 exons. Gene Ontology annotation, cellular component: nucleus. NCBI's taxonomy places the organism in Eukaryota, Metazoa, Arthropoda, Insecta, Lepidoptera, Noctuidae. Bases 65 to 1810 code for a protein of 581 amino acids.
AUAGUGUGCCUCUAUUUGGGUUAUUUUAAUUUAAUAUUUCUAGUGUUCAUAGUAAAUCCUAAUAAUGUCUGAAAGUAUUAGAAAUUUAAAGAUACACAACACGUGUCGAAUAUGCCUAUUUACAACGGAUAAUGUUGAACAAUUUGUGUUCUUAAAUGAAGACAGUGUGUGGUUCGAACGUUUCGAGUUUUGUUUUGGUAUCAAAUUAUCAGCUCAAGAUCAGCAACAAGUAAUAUGUCUAAUGUGCUCCAUAGACAUAAAGAAGUUUAUAUGUUUUAAAGAGAAAUGUCUACAAUCACACCGACUAUGGGAAUCUUUGACAUCAGAUGUGAGGUGUAACAUUAUUAAAAUUGAUUGUAUUGACAAUACCAAAGAGGACAAGAUUACAAUUAAAUCAGAAAAAUUGUGUACAUCAUCUGACAAUGACUACGACUUCUUACCUGACGAUAAUAAUGCGGAUGACUUUAUCGAGAUUAAAAAUGAACACAAAGAAAAUGAUAAUUUAAGUAAAUAUGCAGCAAACAAUGAAAAGGAAUCAAAAGAUGUAGAAAUAUUGAAAAAUCUGCCAAAGAUUGUACAAAGUAAUAAAAUUAAUGAGAGUGCGGUGAUAGUAGACAAAAAAUUGUGGUCAUGUAAAAAAUGUCGCAAGAAAUAUUUACAAUGGGGCUCUUACCUUAAACAUAUAAAAACCUGUCGGACAAGGAAACAUCAAAGGAAACCGUGGUGCACUCCUGACUUUGUUUAUAACUGUGGUAAAAAAUAUGAUAGUAAUGUUAAUGUAAAAAAAGACAUUGAAGAUAAAAUGUGUACACAAAACAAUUUGACAAUAACUCAGAACAAUUCACUUUAUUCAUGUGGUCUGUGUAGCCAUAGUUUUGACAACAUGCAGGAUUUAUUUAAACAUCUGAGCGAACACUGGGAUAAUAAUGAUUUGACGUGUCAAGUAUGUGAUUUUGUUGGUGUCGAUUUAGCAGCUAUAAUGGCACAUAGGUAUUACCAUUACCCACGAGAAGGAAAAGUGCAUUAUGUUUGCCACAUAUGUAGGCAUGCAUUACCAUCUUUACUGUCCUUGCACUUCCAUUACCGAAAGAUUCAUUUAAGAAAGGUUGGUGGGUACUGCGCACAAUGUAAUAAGGACUUUCCCAAACUAUUGAUGUGGAGAAAACAUGAAAGAAGGAAACACAGCACUCCUAAAUACAUCUGUGAUAUAUGUGGAAAAGGAUAUAUUUUCAAGUACUCUAUAAAGGAUCACAUGAUUGAAAGCCAUUUGGGAAUAAAGCAGAACAUUUGUGAUAUUUGCGGGAACUGUUUUAAAAACAAAAGGUAUUUAGGGCUUCACAUAAACGUAGUACACACAAAAUCAGAGCCAUUAAAAUGUACACACUGUAAUAAAAUGUUCAAGAGUUACCAUACGUUACAUGUGCACCAAAGGAAAAUUAGUAUGGAGAAGAAUCAUAAAUGCGAAGUCUGUCAUAAAGCAUUUACGGACAGCAAUAGUUUGAGCUUGCAUAUGGUUGUGCACAGCGAUGUGCGGCCUUUUACGUGUGAUAUCUGUGGAGCCAGCUACAAAUACAAAACGCACUUAAACGUCCACAUGUACAAGCACACAGGAUUUCAUCCACAUAAAUGUCCUCAUUGCACCAAAACAUUUGCUACUACGUCACAAUUAAAAAGACAUUCUUCGGUCCACACUGGCGUUCGAAGUCACGCCUGCAUCGCCCAGAACUGCAUAAAAACUUUCCACUCGAAGAAACUCAUGUUGGCACAUUUACAGUCGCGGCAUAAGAAUGACAAUGCUGAACCGAAGUGAUUUAUUGGAGGAGAAAUGGUGAGAUUAUUGGUAUAAGCAUGUCUUAUUGUGAUAAAUAUUUUUGUUAUGUAGUUGUAAGUAGGUCAUUAAUAAAGAUUGUGAUUAUUUA